AUGGAAGUUCAGAUACCCGACCGGUUCGUUCCUCCGCAAUUCAAGAUAUAUGACGGGACAUCCGACCCCGAGGCCCACGUUAAAUCCUUUGCAAAUGCAAUGGCAUUUCGCACCGGCUGUGACGCCAUCUGGUGUAGAGCAUUUUCGCUGUCUCUGGAGGGAGAGGCGUUGGAAUGGUUCGACUCCCUUCCGGACGGCUCAAUAGAAAACUUCAAGGGAUUAAGCAACAUGUUUAAAAACCAGUUUGCCGCUUGUCGAACGCAGGAGGCCACGGUAGUUGACCUGAUGAAUCUCAAGCAGGGUAAGGAGGAGCCCUUGAAAGACUUCAUGGAUCGCUUUCAGAAAACCGUUCGGCGCGUGAAAGGACUCAGUACGGAGUUGGCUUUGCAGCAUGUCAUGCCCGGGUUACGUCCCGGACCGUUCAAGGACAGUGUGUGUCGGAAUCCCCCCAAAAGUAUGGAAGAAUUGCGCCAACGAACGACGGAUGAGAUCAGGGUGGAAGAUAUGAAACAAAGUUACCGAAAGGAACUUCAAGAGGCAAAGGCGGAGAAGGAAAGUCGCUGA
This is a messenger RNA of Vigna radiata var. radiata (mung bean), 564 nucleotides long. RefSeq lists its product as uncharacterized. The record is from RefSeq and is a predicted model, not a curated record. Bases 1 to 564 code for a protein of 187 amino acids. The transcript has a single exon. NCBI's taxonomy places the organism in Eukaryota, Viridiplantae, Streptophyta, Magnoliopsida, Fabales, Fabaceae.